GCCGGGCCGAGCGGCGGGCGAGAGCGGGCCUCGGGGCGGCGGCGGCGGCGGACGCGGCCUGAGGGAGCGGCCGGCUGCCGCCUCGCCCGCCGCGGGGUCCAUGGCCUGAGCGGCCAUGUCCGGCGUGGUGCGGACCCUCAGCCGCUGCCUGCUGCCGGCCGAGGCCGGCGGGGCCCGCGAGCGCAGGGCGGGCGGCGGCGGGGCCCGCGACGCGGAGCGCGAAGCGCGGCGGCGCAGCCGGGACAUCGACGCGGGGCUGGCCCGCGAGCGGCGCGCCGUGCGGCGCCUCGUCAAGAUCCUGCUGCUGGGCGCGGGCGAGAGCGGCAAGUCCACCUUCCUCAAGCAGAUGCGCAUCAUCCACGGCCGCGAGUUCGACCAGAAGGCGCUGCUCGAGUUCCGCGACACCAUCUUCGACAACAUCCUCAAGGUGCGCGCUCCCCGCCCGCACACCUGCGCCCAGGGCGCGCGGGUUCUGGUCGAUGCACGAGACAAGCUCGGUAUCCCCUGGCAGUACUCUGAGAAUGAGAAGCACGGCAUGUUCCUCAUGGCUUUCGAGAACAAGGCAGGGCUGCCCGUGGACCCCGCCACCUUCCAGCUCUACGUGCCUGCCCUGAGCGCGCUCUGGGGGGACUCCGGCAUCAGGGAGGCGUUCAGCCGCAGGAGCGAGUUCCAGCUGGGCGAAUCGGUGAAGUACUUCCUGGACAACUUGGACCGGAUUGGCCAACUGAACUACUUCCCGAGCAAGCAGGACAUCCUGCUGGCAAGGAAGGCCACCAAGGGCAUCGUGGAGCACGACUUCGUCAUCAAGAAGAUCCCCUUCAAGAUGGUGGACGUGGGCGGCCAGCGGUCCCAGCGCCAGAAGUGGUUCCAGUGCUUCGACGGGAUCACGUCCAUCCUGUUCAUGGUCUCGUCCAGCGAGUACGACCAGGUCCUCAUGGAGGACAGGCGCACCAACCGCCUGCUGGAGUCCAUGAACAUCUUUGAGACCAUCGUCAACAACAAGCUCUUCUUCAACGUCUCCAUCAUCCUGUUCCUCAACAAGAUGGACCUGCUGGUGGAGAAGGUGAAGACCGUCAGCAUCAAGAAGCACUUCCCCGACUUCAAGGGCGACCCGCACAGGCUGGAGGACGUCCAGCGCUUCCUGGUCCAGUGUUUCGACCGGAAGAGACGGAACCGCAGCAAGCCUCUCUUCCACCACUUCACCACCGCCAUCGACACCGAGAACAUCCGCUUUGUGUUCCACGCCGUGAAGGACACCAUCCUGCAGGAAAACCUGAAGGACAUCAUGCUGCAGUGACGGGGCCACCCUUGCUCCUGCCGGCCGCGGGCCAGGCCUGCCCACCUGUGUGUGUUCCCUACCCCGAGCCCUGGACGCCCGGCUCGGGGUGCGAGGCCCGCCAGGCCUGCGCUCGGCCGCGGGACGGGACAUGUGGACGUAGCUACUGAAUCCCGGGGACUCGUGAAACUACUGAAAGUCCAGCGGUCACUUUGACGUUAACGUGUGACGCCUGAUAACACAGCUUUCUCUUUUUCAGAAACUGUUCCUUUUCUGACACAGUUUAGUCGGGGACUGUGUGUGUGUGCACGCACACUCUGUUUUUAGUGACUGAGACGCAAACGCUGACGUCUCUGAGGGUGGCUCUUCUCUCCAGCUUGUGAGUCCUCGGCGGGGGCGCUGCCUGGUGGGGUCCUGGGGGUUUGGAGGUGGGGAAGUGCGGGCUGAGUUCAGGGGGACCCCACCACUACCUCCCCGAGGGAGCGCAUGGCCUUUUCAGUCUCUGGUGCCAACUUCCCAAGAGGCCCCGGCUGUCAGGUUAGAGGGUGGGAGUGAGCGCCCAUGGGGGGACCUGCCUUAACGCCCCCACACCUGUGCCUUCCGCCCAUCCGAUCGGCCACGGCCCGUGGUGGGAGGUGUGGGCUGGGCGCUGCCUUGAUUCCCCCUCCCCUCUGCACGGGGAGGCGGGUGGUGCUUGCUUGCCCUGUGCCCACCCCGCCCCUCAGCAGAGCCCUCACACCAGCUGGCCUCGCGGACUGCCCUCCCCCUCCCAGUCGUCUCCCACAUGUGUGGUCAGCUCGGGGAGCCUGUGGUCGGCUCAGGGAGCCUGCCGUCUCUGGAGGAGGCCAAGCACCCCCUCCUCUCAGGGCCCGCUGAGAGCGGACGGCGGGGCCCGCAGCACCUGCCUUAACACCCCAGGCUCUCCUGCCUCCCUAGACGCCAGGCGCCCAUCACGGCCCCUCGCUCCCACUAACACGCACACCUAGCAGAAAGCACUGUUGGGCGCGGCCUUCUCCGGGGGCCGCUGCGGAGGCUGUGAGUGGUGACGGGCGCCGGCGAACCCAACCGUCGGUGAGCGUGUCCGGCUGCCCUGUCCAGGUGUCUCUCACUGGGUUUAAAAACACAUCACAUUCCAAGCCAGUCCCCGCCGUGUGUGGCUCUGCUCACCGGUGUCCAGCGCGUUGAGGACCCGUCCGGCGUUUGAAAGGGGAAAAGCCUUCCUCUGCCAGGGGCCCAGCACGCGCCUGUGGUUCAGGGCCCAUCCCCAGGCCCCGUGUUCCCGGCCCAUGUCUCCGCAGGGGUCCUGCUCACCUUCACCAGCAGACAAACACUGAUCUCACUCGCGGCAGAUGCUGGCCCAGGAGGAAGGGGAGGGCAAACCCACUUCUGAGUCAUCCGUGUUAUACCAGUGUCUAAUGAGGAGACAGCAUGAAGUCCUGUUUCUCUCUGGGCCCUCAAGACUUCCUGUCCAUGUUUGCUGGGGUUUGGGCUCUUUGGCUGGAGAAAAGUUGCUGUUUUUGUCCUGCUUCCUGUGGCUCUUCGAAAACCGAGAGGACGUGCCCAGGAUCGGGGCCAGUGACCAAGGUUUAAAGGAGACAGAACCCUCUGGAUGGACUGCAUCCGGGCAUCCUGAGACCCCGCUGUCCUCGGGCCUCACGCCCCUCGCCCACAGGCUCCCGUCACACACGCGUGUCCGGAUCCAUGCUCUUCCCGCCAACCUGGAAACCCCUCGCGCUGGCAGAGGCGGCGGCCCCCGAGGUCGGUGUGGCUGGUGCAGGGUCUGUGAACGGCUUGCUGGCGAGUUGGAGUCCACCCGGUCAGCGAGCACGGUUUGUCCUUCAGACCAUCUGUCGUGGCUGCCGGCUCACUCUCAGACCCGAGAGCGAGUUCGUAUUGAGGAGCCGUGACUGUACUGAGUGGCCUGGCAGCCAGGGCCCGGCCCAGACCCGACCCACUUCCUCCCCUGCAGCCAGGAGCCGUCCUUGUGCUGAGCCGAGCAGGCGUGACGGCACUCUGCCCUCCAUUCCAGGAUCCGUGCUCGUCAGAGACACGGACGGCUCCGCAGGCUCAGCUAAAACCAUCUGCAGUCUUUCCACACAUAGGUUAUAGUCACUUCUCUCCCAAACCUUAGGCCUUUGUAUUGUUUUAAUCUCACUGUUAUCCGUGAUUUGCUGUCUUUUAUUUUGAGAUGUUGGAGCAGCAGGGGAUAGUCUGCCUCAUCUAUUAUUGCAAAAAUGUAACAAUAAACUUCCUCGAACUAAGACUUUCUUCUCGUAGUCACACUGUUCACACGUAAGGACACAUGUGCAUUUUUUUACUAUUUUUUUUUUAACUUCAGUUUGUAGAGAAAUUGUCUCAAAGAUACUGCAUUAUAGCUUUGUAAUUUAUAGAGAUCUCUAGACUCCUUAAUCUUGUAAUUUUUUUUACUUCUUUGAUAAAAAUGAGUCAGGUUAUUUCAAUUCUUAAGAUCAGGAAAUCAUCUUGAAACAAGAUCCUUAGUUCUGACCGACUAACUCGGGCAUCCUGGGAACAGACGCUUGCUGACUUGACACCAUGGGCAAAAGCAAUGUCGGGACAAGAGUGGUCGGAAUGAACUGCUCAUGGCUUGCGCCACGCACGGCAUUUUAGCAUCAGCAGGAGGGGCUGGUUUGACGAUCUGACCACCUUCAAUCUCUGGAUAUUUAUUAAAAUAAAUCCUUAGUUUUUGUUAAUGGAAAAUAUCACUCGGCAUUCAAAGCCAACAUGAAAUUUUUCAGUCCCCAAGUUCAGAGCCCGUGGAUAACGAGCCCGGACGGUCCUUGAAGGUUCGUUACCUGUUGACCACAGUUCUUGUUUCCACGCUUGGGACACGAGGCGACCAGGAGAGCUGUCACCAACGUGGUUCUGUGUGGACGCCUGUGGAGCCCGACGUCAGGACGGGGGGCGCGGCAGGAACACACACAUGCGUGUGUGCGAGGGAGGCCCUGAGCCCACCUGCCGGCGGAGACCUGGGAUGGAUGUGGACGUGCCCGGAGACGGGAGGCCGGAGGAGCCCAGGGAAGGUGCAGCUCCUUCUCUGGACCCUGUGGGGUCAGCGUGCCGCCAGGAAACGGGAAUCCAGCGACACAGAGUGAGCACAACUCGCGGCACCCGGAUUCUUUUCCAGAAAAGGAACGUGCGCAGUGUCCGUGGCCGUCGCCCGGCGAGGCGCUGUGUGCAUCCAUGCAUGGGGCCUCAGCGGCCCGCGGUGGGCAAGGCAGCCCCCUGCCCGCCCCUGCAGAGAAGCGUGCGCUCCUCACCACGUGCCUGGGGGCCUGGCGCUUUGGGUCCCGGUUUCCCCGUGUGUAGAGGUUGGACCGCAGGGUGACGCAGGCGCCCUGGGUCCGCAGCCCUGGAUUCCUGGGUGGUCUCUCUGCAGCUGGGGUCGUGAGCCAGGGAGCAGAGCCGUGGAGGCCCCCCAGGCCCACGCUCACUGUGCCCGUCAGCCGCCUUGGGAGGACGGUGCCGCAGGUGCUGCAUGUGGUCCAGGAGUCUGGCGGGGCUGACAGCUCUCCCCGUCUCUUUGGCACCAGCUUCUCCCUGAGGUCCGUCAGAUGCGCUCUGCAGCCUUGCUCCUGAGUGAUGCCUGGAAGUUCGGGGAGCUCCAUGCGAAGGAAAAGAUAGGGCCCUGCUGCGAGGUUGAUGCUGGGCCUGCCGUGGGCUGCGUGUUCGCGGGGGGCUCCACGUGGCCCUGGUGUCCACGCUGUGCUGGUGUCUCUCAGAUGAAGACCUGCUUCGAGGGACACAGGUUGCAUACUGCCUGAAGCACCCGCGGUGCCUGCCUCGGCCUGCCGACCCUGACGGUGGUCCUGAGCCUGGACACCCCACGGCCCUGCUCCACGUGGGGGCUCCCCGUGUGAAGGCUCCCGGCCCCGAGAUAGCAGGAGGAGCACGGUGUCACCAGAACUCGGGAGUCCUCGGGUAUCCCAGCAGGAAGGACCUUCCAAGGAGUCCGUGUCUGAGUGUAGCAGGGGCGGGAAAGUGGGGCGACCCAGACCACAAGAUCCCUGCCCCGAAACAGCCCUCGCGGGGCGGCAGGGCCCUCCCCGGCUGACUGGGGCGUGGGACUCUUCCUAUAGGGACCCAAAGGCUGCGGCUCGUGGCUCGCCUCAUGGAAGCGCAUGCCUGGUUCCACCUGGAACUGGCGGCCCUGCCUCUGAGCGGGUUAGGGAGGUGCGGGUUUUCUUGUGGGGGGCUGGGGAGGGUAACACCCGAGUGACACGCUGGGGCAGCUUCUGGGCUACUGAGCCGGUCUGCAUCUCCUCUGGGCCGGCAGCGAGCGGCUGGCCUGAGCCGCACGGGUUCCUGCCGUCCUGGUCUAUCCAUCGGUUCCAGGCUUGUCACUCGGGUGCCCUUUUAUCAGCCGUGGAUGCCCCUUCUCUUGUGCUUUCAAAAGCCAAUCCCUGCAGUGAGCACAGCCCAGCUAUUCAGUCUAGGAGGCAUCCUUCAGGACCACGGGGGUGUGGGCUGCGUGUGCCCCCGGGAGCCGACAGGAGUCCACGUUGGGGCGGCUGACAGUGCAACCCCGGGUCGGGGUAGACAGGCCCUCCCCUCCCUGCCCUGGUGCUCCCGGGGCCGUGCAGGCGCUCCUCCCUCCAGCUGGCUCCAGAAUCCCGCUGCUCGGGCGGAGACUGGGCGCGCGGUGCCCGUUCUGCAGUGUGCAGCCUCAGCCCUGACCGGGGACAGGUGGGGGCCCCACCCACUCUGUUCAGUGCCUGGCCCCCAGGGAAGCCUCCCGCCGCCUUGGGGUGAUCCAGAAGGUCUCCCCACCCCCGGCUGUCAAGGUGCCCUGGAAGAGUUUGGCACCCACAGUGGGCAGAGGGCUGUCACCCAGGUGGAGAGAAUUCGGAUCACAGGCUUGACCCAACAGCCAGGUUGACCAAGCCCAUCCUCCACGCUUCCCCGCCCACCCCAGCCGCCUGCUGAGCCUGGGCAUCUUUUCCAGGUUCACCUGCAGGCAGGUGGCUGGAGCCUGCGGCGAGUCUGGAAGCCGGAGCCGAGGGCGUGAGGGCAGCCUGUGAUGCCGGGCCACCCCCCGUCUCCUUAACUGUCAGACUCUUCCACCGGCCUCGGUAUCGAGAAAUUUAAAAUAGAUCUCUGUUGAGUCUCUGAAAUCUUAUGGCAUUACCUUUCGACCUGUUAACACAAAUCAGAAAACAUUCCGAAUGUCUUUUUCUUCGGUCCAUUCGAGCCAGCUGAAAACGGGCCGGUGUGGUGGUCUCUGCUGACACGAGAGCAGCCAGGAGGUUCCUGUCGUGCGCCCGCCCCCCGCCACGCCCUCCGCCCCGUCCUCGGCUCAGCCUCCACAGUGGACCCCACAGAGGCCAGGCCAGGACAGUGCCCGGCUCAGCGUCCCCGGGGACGGAGCCCCGAGCUCUUCCAGGGUCUUCACACUCGGAAAGGAAAUUUCACGGGGUCAGGGCUCUCCCUGGGCUGGCGCUGAGCUCCACGCCCCCCCCGCCCCCCGCGCCCCCCCCCCCCCCCUCCCGGCCCCAGCGGUGGGGACAGGCCUCUGCUCACGCUGUGUCCCGGCUUGAGAAACACGCGGCGCAGUGUAAAAAGUGUACUGUACAGCCACGGUGGGUAGUUGAACAUGUUUUGUAUAUAUGACUUUUAUAAAACGAUUAAAAUUCGCCUUAAACGAC
This is a messenger RNA of Cervus elaphus (red deer), 6939 nucleotides long. RefSeq names its product G protein subunit alpha 12 (gene GNA12). The transcript is spliced from 4 exons. Lineage: Eukaryota; Metazoa; Chordata; Mammalia; Artiodactyla; Cervidae. The coding region runs from base 116 to 1297 and encodes 393 amino acids. The record is from RefSeq and is a predicted model, not a curated record. Gene Ontology annotation, cellular component: brush border membrane; heterotrimeric G-protein complex. Gene Ontology annotation, molecular function: GTPase activity; D5 dopamine receptor binding; guanyl nucleotide binding. Gene Ontology annotation, biological process: Rho protein signal transduction; adenylate cyclase-modulating G protein-coupled receptor signaling pathway.